AUGGCCAAACGUAGUGGGGUAGAAGUCACUCUCUUGGUCCCACAAUUUGCUUGUUCUGAAGAAGAGAAGAGAGCUGCAGAAAGUCACAAGAUUGUCAUCAAAGAAGCAGAGAGACGUCCAGGCUAUGACCCUCUUGACUGGUUGAGCUUCCCUCCGGAAGACCUGAUAAUUGACGUGGUUGUGGGUCAUGGAGCCAAGUUAGGUAAGCAAGCCCAAAUCAUCAGGAAGUACCAUAGUUGCCAGUGGGUACAAGUAGUGCAUACUGCGCCUGAAGAGCUCGGAAUGUUCAAAAACUAUCCGAGAGCCAUUGCCAGAGGAGAAGAGAAGACUACAGCCGAAGUAGAUUUGUGUAAAUUGGCAAAUCUAGUUGUAGCAGUAGGACCCAAGUUGACGGAAGCCUACUCUGCCUAUCUUCGCUCAUGUGAAAAGCAGCAAGAUAUUAUGUCGUUCACUCCUGGUACAUUAAAAGAGUUUUCUACUCUAAAUCAAGCCUCAGUUGACUCUGAAAAGUUUAGGGUGUUGACCUUUGGUCGUGGUGACCCUGAGGACUUCGGUCUUAAAGGGUAUGAUAUCGCUGCUAAAGCAGUGGUUGAGCUGAAAGACAACUCCUACCAUUUGAUCUUUGUGGGUGCACCUGAUGACAAACAGGAGGCAGUUACGGAAAAUUUGUUGCAGAAUGGUAUUUCUAAACGUCAGCUGACAGUGAGAAGGUUUUUGCAAAGCAAAGAGAAAUUGAAAGAUUGUUUUUGUGAAGUUGAUCUCUGUAUCAUGCCAUCCCGCACGGAAGGGUUCGGCUUAACCGCGUUGGAAGCCUUGUCAGCUGGCCUUCCCAUACUUGUAAGUGGAAACUUAGGUUUCGGAGACGCUCUGCGCUCUGUACCAUCCGGCAAAUCUUUUGUGGUUGAUUCUGAGGACCCCAAGGUGUGGGCUGAGGCAAUUGCUGUUGUCCGAAAGAAGAAGAGACCAGAACGUCUUAAAGAGAUUGAACGACUGAGAGCAUCUUAUGAGGAGCAGUUCAGCUGGAAGAAACAAUGUGACCUUCUUGUUGAUAAGAUGUGGGACAAAGUUGAUGGCGCAGGUAUGUUGAUGAUUUUUCUAUUUCUUUCCGUAGACUUGUCUUUGGUUGUGGUAUUCCAAAUUUAUCCUUUCAUUGACGUGAAUACAUCUUGUACCUCGAAGUAGGUUUUUAUAAUAUAAUAUGAAAGAGAAUUUGUAAAUUUUGGUGUAAAUCACCAAUGUUCGCCAAAAAGGAAAUGGUUUGUACAAACUGAUAAGAGUGAAUAGGAAAAAGCAAAGAAAUGAACCUGUAAAACCACUUUUACCCAUCCCAAGUUUCAUGAUCUUUUUUGAUGUGAGUGUAUUCCAAAAAGUUAAUGUUUUAGUGGGACAAAUGUAACAUUUUGUCAUAAGGUCAGGUCAAAAGUCAUCUGCUCCGGUUAUUUACAAGCAAUUAUUGCUUUCUUUGCGACAUAAUUACUUUUUUAACGAAAAAAAAGGAAAAACGUAGCAAUGAAGAAUGUUAAAUGACAAGUCUAGAAUAUUACCCGCGACGUUUUAUCCCAAUACUGUUUCCCAUUCUCAAAUGAAAAGACAGUGUUUGGUAAAUAUAUAUCAAGUCAUUGGCCUGUCUUCCGAAGGACUUGACUGAGAACUCCUCGUACUUUUUAAUUUUUAAAGUCUUCCCUUGCAGCUAAAAGAAGAGCAAUUUGUGUUCUCAUGAAAUAUUUUUCCAUACAUGAUCCUGCUGAUAAGGAAAGAUCUCGUUCAUUUGAGGGCACCGCCCUUCAUAAAAAAGAGAUCUGAGUACCCGAUUGGAUAAGUGUCGCUCUCACCCCUGAUUUGGGCGGAUAUUUCUUCACUAACAGUGAGUUCGGGCCGAGUCAGAUCAUAUACAAGUUUCACGCAGCUUGCCAUGGCGAUACCGAUGGAGUUCUCAGUGGGUUAAAAAAUAUUCACGGUGAACUGAAAAUUCUGUCUUUUAUGUGAUUUUUUCUUUGUCAUAACUGAAACCUUCCUUCCAUCUACAUUGUAUGAUUUAAGGAAAUUCACCAAAAAUUAUUUUGGUUCUAGGGCUGCUUGAACGAACUAUUCAGAAUCUUCAGCGGAUGCAACUCUGCGCAAGCACGGUUAACAACAGCACUACCUUGACAGAAGAGUUAACGACGAUUGUAUCAGAUAAGGGCCUCAGAAUUUCUGACAAUCAAGGGUCAGGAAACUGUAUGUUCCAUGCCUUGUCAGAACAACUAGAAAUCGUAAAAGGAAUCAAAAUCCAACAUGGCCAGUUGAGACAGUCUUUAGUUCAGUACCUCAUGGAAAACCCAAAACUGGUGAGUUGCUGUAAUUCUCAUAAAUAAAAAGAACUAGAGGUUGAUCAGUAGUUUUGGCUACUGUGUUUCUUUCUCUCUCCGUUACUUGAAGUGCUACUCGUCCUUGCAAGGAUACUAGUCCCUUUCACACCAGAUUUCUUCAAGCAUUUUUUGAGGUUGGCCUGACAAUUAUUCCACAACUUUUCCACUCGUGGAGAGACGCAACCGCCGCUGCCCAUUUAGAUUCUUGUGGUGGGACAGUUAGGUGAUGUUUGUUUUAGCUUUUGCUGUUUGCCCACCGCGUUGAAAGCGUUAAAAAGUUUUCACUGACGUUUCCACUGUAAAGAAGUUUUGUUUCUCGUUUUUUAGAUUUCCUUGAAUUAUGUUCUCGACCCUUUUCGAAUAGCUAUUUUGAGACGCAACCGGUAUUCAAAUAUUAAUGGUUUGUCUCUUUUGCUCUUUGCAGCCGGAUGGAAAAACAGAUCUGUUUCACUUUGUCCAUGGCCAUUUGGUAUUCAAGAAACAUGGGCUGAUUACUUUGUCCAGCAUAUAUAGAACAAGAUGGCGCUUGGGGUGA
Pocillopora meandrina is the source of this 2883-nucleotide messenger RNA. The record is from the annotation of a GenBank genome assembly. Lineage: Eukaryota; Metazoa; Cnidaria; Anthozoa; Scleractinia; Pocilloporidae.